UUUCUCUGUCUUCCAUUCAAAACUCCAAGCUGCCGCGUCCAAAUCUAUAAUUUUAAUUGCAUUUUGCCUGCCUGCCAGAGUCCAUAGUGUUUCUCGUAAAACUUGGGAUCUAUAAAUGCUACAAAUCCCUCUGAAAAUCUCCAUAAAUACAUAAAGCCCUACUCAGUUGCAGUUUGGUGGAGUUCAGUAUUUAAUUUUUGUAUUGGUUAUUUUCUGUUAAGAUAUAAGAAAAAAAUGCCGAGACGAAGAGUUAAAAGGAAUGUGAAAGAAGCUGCAUCAUCACCUGGUCCUGGUGUUGAGCCCCAAAUCCAAGAACAAGGAAAACAAGUGCCCUUAAUAGACCAUGAAGCUGGUAAGGCCGCUGAUGAAACAGAAAAAGAAAUAGAAAAACAAGUUCAAUUGAUCGACCAAGAAGUUGAGCGGCAAUGUGCUGCUAUUAGGGCUAUAGGUGAAGUCGAAAUUGAGCAUUCGUUGACAAGGUUGCGUUUGCUCCGCUCGUAUUUUAGCGAGGAGAAACUGCAGACACCUGUUCUUCAGUUUUUCAGAGAAAAUCUUCCAAACUUAUCCAUCAUAAAGAAUAGCGAAACUGGAGAAUUCGAAGUGCGGUGGAGUGAUAAAGAUGAUAAUUUGUCGAUGAGCCAAGCUCCUAAUGGUAGAGACUUACAUGCUUCUCUUCUACAUGGUCUGUCCGUAGCUUAUCCUGACUGCUCUGCUAAUCCUUCUCUUUCUGGCUUUGAAUUAUCGAGCAAUGCGGUGAGAACAAGCCUGUUAGGUGUUGACAGCCUGCAGAUGAAGGACUUUGUUAUGGAGGGUCCACCUGAUUCUCAGAUGUUUGUGGAUGGUCUCAAAACUCCUGGGGUUACUAGCCAGAGGAUGUCUAUUGGGAUGACACCUAAAACCUUAAGGCUUCCUAAGCCUGGUGAGAUGCUUCUCUCUGUCCGUGGCUCACCCCUUGGUGUCUAUAAGGAAGAUAAUAUGGAAGCUAUACAUGAGUCAGAAGAGGGUUGAUUGGCAUUGGCUUCAUUCCACUCAGUUAGAGUUAAAGUAUGAAGCAUUUGCCAAGUUGAAUGUACUUCCAUCGACUGUACAAAGGAUCACUGUGUAUUACAAAAAAAAAAAUUGCUGUACUUAUUAUUAUCUUCACGCACAACUGUAGUUGACUAGCCUUGCAAAUUAAGGAUCUCUGCAGGUCUUCUAUUUAUCUGCUUUUCUAAAUGCAGAGAACUAUUCACCUAGCAAUUUUAAAUUGUAACUGAGUAGCAUAUCUUCAAUUUAGUGGUGGUCUAGCUCUCGCGUAUUAAGGAUC
Molecule: messenger RNA, 1306 nt
Organism: Ricinus communis (castor bean)
Lineage: Eukaryota; Viridiplantae; Streptophyta; Magnoliopsida; Malpighiales; Euphorbiaceae
Exons: 7
Coding region: 235-1008 (257 amino acids)
Source: RefSeq, a predicted model, not a curated record